GCUCUUUUUCUUGGAUACACUGAGGUGAUCCUUUUUCUAGCUGAGACUUUGCAAUGAGUCUUGAAGCAGAUUUGAGCCGGUAGAAGUUGGCAGUGUCUGCAUUCCGUUCUCCUGAUUUCCUUGCUGGUCAGAGUUAAGGUGCCAUGCAUCCAUUCCCCAGCCCUAGCUGUCUCCUGAAUCAUGAGAACAGCCUUUCCAUAUUGUGGAAAGAACUGGAGUGGAUUCACGCUGAAGGACAAGAUGCUUGCAGACACGUAAGCUCAAGAGGAGAAUGCAGAGUCCACGGAAACUCACUGCCAAACAACGAUGAGAAAGUAGAAUAGGCUCCUGUUGUUGAAGAUGGGACGGUGAAACAGAUGUCUCAGCUCAACACAACGCCAGUAGGAGCUGGUUCGGGCUACCCCCCCUUAAAAGGUCGGAAGUUCACAGCGAGGUAGACUACGAGCCUUCAUCCACUGACCGCCAGAGACCCCCACCACAUUUUUAGGACGCGUGCUCAAGAGGGUGGGACAAUACGUUAAUAGUUUCUCAGAAUUCCAGCCCAUUUUUGUGGAACGUAAUGAAUAUGUGGAUGUUAUGUCUGUAAGCAUGUAACCAGUGCUUUUCUCUGUGUGCGAGUUAGGAGGAGAUAUCCUCCCCCGCACCCGGCGCCGUAAUGAGCGUACCUGCUUUGUAACCUUACGUGGGUUCCAGAGUUUGAUUCCACACGUCACUCCCUUCACUAUUAAGAGGACAAAGAACUUCUGGCACAGAAGGAUGCCCACCUGCAAGGCUCAAAUUGCACGCUGCUUCCUCCCUCUCUGCUCAGUAAAACUCUGUGUUGGGCUCAUUUGGAAGGAAGGUUUGGUGUUCUGACUUCCUGGACAGUUGUUACCUAAAGCCUGGAGUGCCUGUGUCAACUGUGGCGGUGCAACUGCCACACCUUCUCUCCCCCUUCUCUCAGGCCUCUCGGUGCACCACUUCUCCUGAGACAAAAGGCGGAGGACCGGUACGUGGAGGUACUCCUCCUCUUCCCUUGCCCCUGCUUGCCUCUGGGUAGCAAGGGGCAAUGAAUUGGAACAUUAGGGGAUGCCCUAGUUGUAUCUGACUCCUGCUUUGCGCCCCACUGCCCAGGAACAAUCCUGGGGUCAGUCGUCGUCUGACAGCCUGGGACGCGUGAACACGAAUCACGGCUCAGGUGGGGUAGCGUGGAAUCCGUGAGUCCAGCAAGUUCUGGGGUUUGCACAACUGGUAGAAAGAACCAGAAGAUUUUGCCAUGCGAGGGGGCUGGUAUGGAAAAGUAGCCGUCAGAUCUCCAUCGUCUCAGACCCUAUAACUAGAGAUUCAAAGCGAGUGUUAAUCAAUAUCUGAAGGGAAGUGGGAGGAAAAUGGAUGAGGCCAGGCUCUUCUCGGUGGUGCGUAGCGGAGGACAAUGAGCAGUGGCCUAGAACUUGAGCACAGGAAGUUCCAUGCAAACAUGUGGAAGACCUUCUUUACGGUAAGGGUGGGGGAGCCCUGGGACGGGUUGCCCAGAGAGGUGGUGGAGGUUAUGACCAGCAUCUCCUCUGGGUUGGGAUGCCUCUCAGGUACUGCCAAAUCCUCGAGGCCCUCUACCAAUGAUAGUGUACCAAGGAUAGUCUACUGUGCUGUGAUCUUCAGGGACAUUUUCAACACAAGCCAUCCUAUUGUUCUGUGAUCUUCAAGGACACCUCCAACGUACAAAAAUCCAGUGGUUCUGUGAUCUUCAGGGAGCCAUGCAACACAAACCAUUCCAGCGUUGUGUGAUUUUAGAAGCUGGACGUGAGCCAGCAGUGUGUGCUGGCAGCCCGGAAGGCCAAGUGUGUUCUGGGCUGCGUUAAGAAAGAGGUGGCCAGCAGGGAGAGGGAGGUGGUUGUCCCCCUCUACUCAGCUCUUGUGAGGCCCCAUCUGGAGUACUGCACCCAGGCCUGGGGCCCUGUAUGAGACCUGUUGAACUGCAACUCCACCUGUGUGACCGGAAGGGGUGGAGCCAGGCUUCACCUCUCCUAAACCCCAUUUAAGGGCUGACUGCCACGGAGGAAGGAUCGCUCUCUGAAGAUCACUCCUCUUGGAGCCCUUUUGGCGAGCCUAGGACACGGGCUUGGAAGCAAGCUACGUGUGGGAAAUAUACUUGGUGCAGGAAAGGGGAUGUCCUUAGCCAAGGUGCUGGAAAACUGAAGGAAAACAGAUGAAACUGCAGAUCUAUCAACAAAAACGAGAUGAACUUGGUGCUCCCUUUCCGGAUGAUCGUUUGGAUCCGGAUUUUGUGCCUGUGCCUCUGGGACAACCCAGAGGCCCUGCUGGUGAAUCAGCAGAACAGAAUCCUGCCUCUGAGCCUGAAGGGGAUGCUGGAGAUGUGACUGGAGGAGGUGAUCCAGGUUCCGCUCUGAGCUCUGGGACUGAAACUCCGGCAGAUCGCAUGGGAGUGCCCCCAGGGAGGGCUUUGCCCGGUCAUGUGUUUCCUCCUGCGCUGGAGCCCAGCUGGAAUCCCAGCGGUCCGGAAAAAGGAAAGGAUGAACCCAAAAGAGGAGAAUACUCCCAGGGCUCAUCCCGUCUCCUCAAGGAACUGGUGAAGGAAAUGGAGAAGGCAGCGCGUGGAACUGACCAACAAAGUGAGCAGGAUGCACUGCAGGAAGGCAGCCAUCCCACACUGCCAGUCUCGGGCAAAGGAACGCAGGCAGCGCCAGCAACUGUCAUGCCAGGGAUGAAUGCCGGGACGAGCACAAAGGCUGCUGUUGGCAGAUCUGCGCGAAGGCGCCACAUUGCAGCGAUGGUACUGUUCUCAGCUGUGCUGCUGUCUGCGCUGGUGCUGGCCUGUGGUGCUGUGAUAUGGAUGUGCCAAAAAUACGUAGUGUGCAAGAGAGAAGAGAGAGCAGCAGAGCAGGCUCAUCCUGAUACCAACUAGGAGAGAGUUCCAACUGGAGACGAGGGCAGAACGGAGCUGGGAGAGGCAGCCGAAGAGACUCUUGCCCCAUCAAAGAAGAAUCUCAGCCAUCGUCCCAGUGCAUUCCAUUCUGCCAUCCAAGAGGCCAAAGGUCUUCAAAGUCAUCUGGAAGACUUGGAGCUUGAACUCAAAGCCGUGAAAGAGGUCCACGGGAACAGUCCUGAGUGCUGCUUUCUGUCAGGGGACGGCCCUGAAAGUGAGAGCGGAGAACCAGCAGCAGAGCUUUUGUCCUUCACCCUGCAUUCUCUGGGACAAGCAUCAGCAACAUUUCAAAGAUUCUUAGCUCGGCACAGCUACAAUCCUGUUGAGGGUCCUAAUGAGGAGCCAGAAAGCGAGCUUCCUCUGACCGCUGGACAACACCUUAACGUCUUUGGAGCUGUGGAUGAGAAUGGCUGGUUUCAGGGAGAGCUGACAGAUGGCACAAGAGGACUGGUCCCAUCCAGUUUGGUUGCGGAGGUUUCAGAUGAUGAACUGGAUACAACGAUGCCUCCGGAGCUCUGUGCUCUCCUGCUGGAUACUUGAUGAAUAAGUGGAUGCAGAGAUUCCAUCAUGCAGCAACAUCCUGUCAAAAUUCCUGCGUUACUCCAUCUGCAGGACUACCCCCUGCUCCACUUGAUGUUCAGGUGGAGUGUGUGCAGGACGUGGAUGAGCUCCUUUGGGAACACUCUGAGGUGACUGACAGUGUAACUGCAUAGUCUUGUGGUAUAUUAAACAAACAAACAAACAAACACCACCCACAAUAAAACAACCAACCAACCAACCCAAAAAGCGCUGCUCUUUUUCUUGGAUACACUGAGGUGAUCCUUUUUCUAGCUGAGACUUUGCAAUGAGUCUUGAAGCAGAUUUGAGCCGGUAGAAGUUGGCAGUGUCUGCAUUCCGUUCUCCUGAUUUCCUUGCUGGUCAGAGUUAAGGUGCCAUGCAUCCAUUCCCCAGCCCUAGCUGUCUCCUGAAUCAUGAGAACAGCCUUUCCAUAUUGUGGAAAGAACUGGAGUGGAUUCACGCUGAAGGACAAGAUGCUUGCAGACACGUAAGCUCAAGGAAGAGAAUGCAGAGUCCAUGGAAACUCGCUGCCAAACAACGAUGAGAAAGUAGAAUAGGCUCCUGUUGUUGAAGAUGGGACGGUGAAACAGAUGUCUCAGCUCAACACAACGCCAGUAGGAGCUGGUUCGGGCUACCCCCCCUUAAAAGGUCGGAAGUUCACAGCGAGGUAGACUACGAGCCUUCAUCCACUGACCGCCAGAGACCCCCACCACAUUUUUAGGACGCGUGCUCAAGAGGGUGGGACAAUACGUUAAUAGUUUCUCAGAAUUCCAGCCCAUUUUUGUGGAACGUAAUGAAUAUGUGGAUGUUAUGUCUGUAAGUAUGUAACCAGUGCUUUUCUCUGUGUGCGAGUUAGGAGGAGAUAUCCCCCCCCGCACCCGGCGCCGUAAUGAGCGUACCUGCUUUGUAACCUUACGUGGGUUCCAGAGUUUGAUUCCACACGUCACUCCCUUCACUAUUAAGAGGACAAAGAACUUCUGGCACAGAAGGAUGCCCACCUGCAAGGCUCAAAUUGCACGCUGCUUCCUCCCUCUCUGCUCAGUAAAACUCUGUGUUGGGCUCAUUUGGAA
This is a messenger RNA of Gallus gallus (chicken), 4551 nucleotides long. Its product is annotated as collagen alpha-1(I) chain-like. The coding region runs from base 2186 to 2902 and encodes 238 amino acids. Lineage: Eukaryota; Metazoa; Chordata; Aves; Galliformes; Phasianidae. The record is from RefSeq and is a predicted model, not a curated record. The transcript is spliced from 10 exons.